AGGUAUCAACCUUGUCAUAAGUUAGAUACAUUAGAGAUGCACUUUUGUUUGGUAAUUACAUAAGUGUUGCAAUGAAAUAAAUGUUGUUGUUUUUUUUACCCCCAGGCAAUCCAGCAGCUUUGUACGACAGGGCUAACCCAGACUGGGCACCAACCCUGAAGCUUUCAGCCAAAUUGACACCAAAGAAGUCGGAGAAAAAGAAACAACAAUCAACCUACUCAGUUAAUAGAUACAACAGAGUUAUGGAAAGGCAGAAAAGCAAAGAGAAGAUAACUGCAGCCAAGGCCUUGAUAGAUCUCUUUCAUGAACCAGGACCAUCGGUUGAUGUAGAGGACAGAGACCUUCCCGAUGUUGAACCAAGCCCGGUGUGUGAGUUUGCACUGAAGGGCGCACUGGAGACUUCAAGUGAGACAACAGAUGUAUGUGUGGACCCAUUGAGAAACAGUCAGGUGGACAGUGAAAUUCAAAGGCUACUGACUGAAAACAUGGCUCUAAGAGAUCAAGUGAAGGACAACAUGUAUAGUGAAGAUGGUUUCGUAGGUCAGAAUGACAAAGUUAAAUAUUAUACUGGACUCCCAGGUUUUACCACUCUAAUGGCGCUAUUUCAUUUUGUGAAGGAUUUUAUUCCCAAACCUAGGAGCAAUGCGGAACUUGGACAAUUCACAAGAUUGGUAAUGACUCUAAUGCGAGUAAAGCUGAACUUACCCAUUCAAGAUUUAGCAUACAGGUUCAAAACUUCACCAUCAACUGUUUCAAGAACUUUUUUAACAGUGAUACAUGUGUUGUAUGUGAGACUGAAACAUAUGCUCUACUGGCCAGAGAGGGAAGAACUCAGAAAAACCAUGCCUGUGGAAUUCCAAAAACAUUUUGGUCAAAAGACUGCUGUUAUUAUAGAUUGUUUUGAGGUUUUCAUUCAACGGCCAAAGAAUCUAAUGGCAAGAGCACAGACCUGGUCCUCCUACAAACAUAACAACACUGUCAAAUUUCUGAUUGGUAUAACACCACAAGGAUCAAUUUCUUUCCUCUCAAAAGCUUGGGGUGGAAGAGCAAGUGAUAAAUAUAUAACUGAAAACUGUGGACUUCUGACAAAGCUUUUACCUGGAGAUCUUGUGUUGGCGGACAGGGGUUUUGAUAUUGCCGAUAGUGUUGGCAUGUGUUGUGCACAAGUCAACAUACCAAGUUUCACUAGAGGAAAGUCACAAUUAUCACCUAUUGAUGUUGAGACAACAAGACAAAUUGCCCGUGUGAGAAUACACGUAGAAAGAGUUAUCGGCCUUGUACGCAACAAGUACACAAUGUUACAGGACAAACUACCCAUAGACUUUCUAAUGUGUGAUGAGGGUGUUCCAACAGUUGACAAAAUUGCGACAGUUGCUUGUGCAUUGACAAAUAUGUGCGAAUCUGUGGUGCCUUUUAAUUGAUUUCAAGGUUAACCAGUGUGUAAUUGACAAAGUUACAGGUGUCCUGAUCAUAUCAAUUUAUUAAGUGCUGAUCAUCAGGAUGCAGGAACUGUUCAUGCAUGUAUACAGCAUACUUGUUUGCUAUGUUCAUUAUUAUCUUGUGUAUUGCCAUGUUAUGUUUAAUUUUCAAAAUGUAUCAAACAAAUGUAAAUUAUUAGUGUUUAUUUGAGUUUUAUAAAGGGUUUUAUCUUGAUCCAUUCGUUUGUAUGCAUGUGAUGGACACAAUGUAUAUAAAA
Molecule: messenger RNA, 1696 nt
Organism: Nerophis lumbriciformis (worm pipefish)
Lineage: Eukaryota; Metazoa; Chordata; Actinopteri; Syngnathiformes; Syngnathidae
Source: RefSeq, a predicted model, not a curated record